Molecule: messenger RNA, 3810 nt
Organism: Balaenoptera musculus (blue whale)
Lineage: Eukaryota; Metazoa; Chordata; Mammalia; Artiodactyla; Balaenopteridae
Gene: MEFV
Product: MEFV innate immuity regulator, pyrin
Molecular function (GO): protein binding; zinc ion binding
Source: RefSeq, a predicted model, not a curated record
CUUACGUCUCCCUCUGGGCUCCAGGACAGACAGCUGUUUCUCCCCUCAGAAGCCAGACAGUUGCCUCCAGCUUCUCCUGGUCAACGCCAUGGCCAAGACCCGUAGUGACCAUCUGCUGUACUCCCUGGAAGAGCUGGUGCCCUAUGACUUCGAGAAGUUCAAGUUCAAGCUGCAGAACACCAGCCUGGAGAAGGAGCACUCCCGGAUUCCCCGGGGCCAACUCCAGACAGCCAAGCCAGUGAAGCUGGCCACUCUGCUGGUCACCCACUACGGGGAGGAGGACGCCGUGCGGCUGACCCUGCAGGUCCUGAGGGCCAUCAACCAGCACCUUCUGGCAGAGGAGCUCAACAGGGCAAUCGGCCCAGGGUGUCAGGUAAAAGAAAGUGACACAGACCGUUCAGCAAUGUCUGGUUCCUCUGGGGAGAUUAAGCCCAAGAGUCUGAAGAUACCAGAUGGCCUGGAAGGUGACAAGCAGCAACAAAGUGGUGAUGGGGCUGGCUGCCCACCACCCAUCCAGCCUGAGGCUGGAAGGGGGCCCCAGAAGAAGCCUCUGGGCCAACGGAGAGAUCAGAAAGGCUCUGAGGGCCUAGAUGUGCAGGGCAAGCCAGGGGCCAGGAACACAACUCUGUCUUCCAAGAGAAGCCCCUUUCCCAGCAAGCCACAGGGGGAGAAGGGGAGCAAUGUGGGGGUCAGGCUGCGCAGGAACGCCAGCUCUGCAGGAAGGCUCCAAGGACUCUCCAGUGGGUCGUUUGCUGGGUCCCUGGGAAGGAAAGAAUUUAAGAUAUCUGAAGCAUAUUUACCUUCAGGAAAGAAGCGACCCAAAAGUCUUGAAUUUACCAUUUCUCCAGGAGAGACAGAACCUCUCAACCCAGAAACUCUUCUGCUUCAAGAGAAAAUGAGAAGUGAGAAUCCAGGCUCAGCAGCCACUCUGAACACAGGGGCUACUGUGGCUGCAGAGAAAGGCUCCAGGAAUCCAGAACACGCCAUGACUCUGGAGGGGGGAGCACUCAGGAAUACACUUUCCAGUGUAUCAUUGGCUGGAAAGAAGAUCUGGGAGCAUCCAGAGUCCACAGUACCUGCAGAGAAGAGUGGAACUGAGGCUCCAAAGACCUCUAAGACCUUGAAGGAGGUGGUAGGUGGUGUGCUCCAUGAUCCUUCAAAUCCAGAAGUCCCUCCAUCUUCAGGGAGGCCUCAGGACAAGGCUGUGUGUCCCCUUUGCCAUGCCCAGGAAGGAGACCCGGUUGGUGGCAGCUGCGUGCAUGUUUCCUGCAGCUGCUCCGUUGCUUCUAGGGAUCCUGAGGCCUCACACGGCCACUCAUCCAGCUGCCCUCGGUGCCAGGACUUGCUCCCGGGGGAGAGCCAUGGAAGCCUCGAGUGGCAGGAGGGCCUGCAGAUGGCCAGCCUGAGCCCCAAGUCCCUGCCACAGUGUGAGCGUCACAUGAAGCAGGUCCAGCUGCUCUUCUGCGAGGACCACGGGGAACCCAUCUGCCUCAUCUGCGGGCUGAGUCAGGAGCACCGAGGCCACCGGGUUCGCCCCAUCGAGGAGGCCGCCCUGGAAUACAAGGAACAAAUUCAGAAGCAGCUGGGGCAUCUGAAGGAGUUGAGAAAAUCUGGAGAGGAGCAGAGAUCUCAGGGGGAUAAGAAGACAGCAAACUCCCUGAAACAAGCUGAAACCCAGAAGCAGAGAAUCCAGUACCAGUUGGAGCAGUUAUGCCAGUUUUUAGAGCAGCAAGAGCAGCUCUUUGUGGCCUGUCUGGAGGAGCUGGGCCAGACCAUUGGCCAAGUCAGGGAGACAUAUGGCACCCGGGUGACAAGGGACAUCGCCCUUCUCGACAAGCUGAUUGGGGAGCUGGAGGCCAAGCAGUGCCAGCCGGAAUGGGAGCUUAUGAAGGACAUCGGAGUCACCCUGCACAGGGCCAAGAAGGUGACUGUCCCUGAGCUGUGGGCCACCCCUCCAGAGGUGAAAGAAAAGAUCCACCUGCUCUACCAGAAAUCACAGUUUGUGGAGAAGCGCAUGAGGCACUUCUUGGAAACCCUGCGUUCAGAAAUGGAAAUGUUCAACGUUCCAGAACUGACUGGUGGUCAGGCACCCUGAGUUAAUGUGAUUCUGGAAGCAGAAGCUGCCCACCCCAACCUCAUCUUUAUCUUCUCUGAUGACUUGAAGAGUGUGAGACUUGGAAAAAAGUGGGACCGUCUACCUGCUAGUCCAGAAAGAUUCUAUAGCUGAAUCAUUGCCCUGGGCUCUCUGAGUUUGCUCUCUAGCUGCCAUUACUGAGAAGUGAAGGUGGGAGACAAGACAGGGUGGGUCCUGGGUGUCUGCAAGGCAGCCACGAGCAGCAAGGAGAAUAUGGCUCUCUCACCAGAGAAUGGUUAUUGGGUAGAAAUGAUGAUGAAGUAAAAUGAGUGCCAGGCGUCCAGCUUUCCCUCCACCCAGAUGAGGGAGCCCCCCAGGCAUGUGGGCAUCUUCCUGAACUACAAGACUGGGGACAUUUCCUUUUACACUGUGACAGCCAAAUCCCACAUCUCAACAUCCACUGGCUUCUUUUCCUCUGGGCCCCUUCAACCUAUCUUCAGCCCCAGGACACAUGAUGGAGAGAACAUGGAUCCUCUGAAUAUCCAUCCAGUGGGUGGCCAGGGGCCUCACUGAAUAUCCAACACUUUGCAUCUUUCUUCAGGCUCCUGCCCUGUAUCUUGAAUCCAUACAUUCAACAGUCAUUAUUGAACACCUACUGGGUUCCAGCUGCUGUGGGGAAUAUAAUCAAUAAGAGAAUAGGCCCUGUGCUCAAGGAGCUUAUGGAACAGAAGCAGAAGUAAGCUGGGUAAACAAAUAUUGGUAAACCAAGGGUAAAGAGAAUACAUGUAUUGAUGACAUGCCAUGGAUUUCAGAGAAGGAAGCACACAGCUGUUGCUUAAUAAAUCCUUGUAUGAAUUAGCACCCUAAGAUGCUCCUGAGACAGAGAGCCCACCCUCGUUUUCCCUCAGGACUCCAUGGCAAGGAUGUGUUCCCUCAUUCUAUCCUCCUUUUUUUUUUUUUUAUAAAUAAAAUUAUUUAUGAAUAAUAACAUCAUAGAGCUUACAAAAAUGAUCAUUAACCAUAACUUUUUAAUUUUACAAAUGAGAGUUUUGAGACCUGGAAUUAAUGCAUUUUGUUCUUUUACUUAUUUUUCUACCAGUGUUUGGGGACUGAUUUUGGGCUAAAAGCAGCACCAGCUGCUGAGGUUACAGAGAGAGCAAGAUAAAAUUUCUGCCUUUUAGUGAAAACCUUAACUGUAGUAAGGAUCUGAACAGUAAAUGUAUAAGCCCAGAGCAACAUAGGUACUAAAAUAUAAAUAUAUAUUGGAACAAUAUGUGAGCAUAUUACAAGUAGUAACUGAAUAGAGGAUUCUGAGAGAAUUUCACAGAGUAUUUUAAGUGAGUCUUAAUGACUAAGAAUUAUUUUGAAAAGGAGUGGUGAAAAGGCUUUUUAAGUGAAGAAUGGCAUAUGAAGUGUCACAAUAUGAAGCAGCAUGAGAUUUACAGUUUAAAGUGCUUGAUGGGUUUUUGAUGGUAUGUCAGUGUGGUAUGAGAAUGGAAACUCAAGACUCAUAUUGUCAAGAGCCUUAUGCACUAUGCAUAGGAAUUUGGACUUCAUUGUGCUGUCAGGGAGAGCUAGUAAAGUGUUUCAGGGUGGCCAAAUAGAGGUUAAGUGGCUUGUUAUCAUUCACAGGAAGUAGAGUUAAAGUCAUGAUUGAAAUCCAAUGUUCUUGUUCUUAUUAACAAGUAGACUAUAAUAAGAGUAUAAUAUAUAAUAAUAAUAUUUAUUAUACAUUU